AUGGCUUCAUCCUCGUCGAGGCCAGUCGCUGUGGCCGGUUCGUCUGCCCAGAUCGACGAUGCGGACAUCGUGCAAGAAAUGUACAGGCUCCUGGGUAAUCUGACUCGCAGCUUCGUACCGGCCACACGCAAGAAGCGAGACGAGACGAAAGACGAGAGAAGGACACGCAAGGAGCUCAAGGAUGCACUCGAUGACAUGGGGUACGACAUCAUCGAGCUCAAAGCGGAAUCGGCCUCUUCAACGCAGAGGCCAGACCAGAGCUAUGUGGUCGACUCGAUCCGACGCAAGAUCAAUCGGCUAUCCGUAGAUGGAGGCUACGAGUCCGCGACUCGAUUCGCAAACGUCCUCUCCAGGCUCGAAGGCUCGAGCGAUCUGCGUCACCUGCCUGGCAUGCUCGAGCUGCUGGAUGCACUCGCGUUCACCGCCAGCAAUCCUGGCGCAUUUGCAACUCCUGCCUCGCGAGCGGUAUCGUCUAGCACCAACAGACGCGAGCCGGACACGAGGGCGACUCCGUACACGAUCGCAGAUACGCCCGCCACCAACGCGCCUUCGACUGCACCGACCAGAGCCCACGUCAACUCUCAACCGUCUGGUAGUCGGGCACCAUCGUCACGUCCUCGCACAGCAGCCGCCGACACGAUACCUACGAAAGCAUCUCAAAACAUCCCCGAUCCGCGCUCGCUGGGGAAAUCUGCAGAGACUCGCAAGCAGCUUAUCUCGGCUUCUGACCUGCGCAACAACGGCCAGGUAGUUUCGAAGGCCCAAUUGCUCCGAGACCUGAGGCAAGAAUUGGGCAAGAAGCAGAUCCCCGAAGAUGAGCUGCUUCAAGACGUCAUCUUCCUUAUGCAAGGUAUCAACGGCCGUCAUGUGCGAUUCCAAGAGGAGUUCCAGUAUGACGUUGCAGUGGCAGCACCAUUAGCUGAGGGCGAGACAGCCGGUCCGGCCAAAGUGGUCAGAGUCGUGUUCAACGAAGGCGAAGCAGGCUACAUCCAUGCACCCACCAAGCGGAUCCUACAUCGGCUUGCUGAGCUUGGCCAGCUUUAUAAGAGGGUCUCGGAGUUUUCACAGCAACGAAGCGCGAUGCCGGCUUCGGGACUCAUCAUGCAGAGUCUCUGCCAUUUCAUUUCGAACGAGCUGACCGGCUUUUACCGGCUCGUGGCCAGCUUAGAGGCGCAGAUGAACAUCCGAACCAGGGACGGUCCAGGAGCGCCGCAUGACGUCGAAGUGCGAGAAGGAAACGCGAGCAAGGCAACUUCCACCGCCUAUGUCACCCUCAAACGACUCUCCUUGUGGACGGAAGAAAUGACGCUGCGCUUCCGACUCAUGAGCACCAUCAUCGAGAGCUGUCAAGAUGCGCACGGCGGAUCGCUCGUGUCUCUGAUCCAUUCCUACACCUUCAACGGCGAUCCUUUUAUCCGCAGAUUCACUUCUGGUCUGCUCGACGAGGUGUCGAAGCCCUUCUUCCAUUCGUUGUCCUUGUGGAUCUACGAGGGCGAGCUGCAGGAUCCUUUCCACGAGUUCUUUGUCGAACUCAACGAUGACCCGCGCAGAGCCAGUCAGAGCCGUUCGGGCUCAAAUCCCCCUGACGGGGAUUUGCCAAGCUUCACCGAUCUGGACGGCGACGCCGCAUCUCUGUGGCAGAACAAAUUUGUCUUUCGCAAGGACAUGCUGCCGAGCUUCCUGCAGGAGUCGUUCGGACGCAAGAUCUUUUCGACAGGCAAAAGUCUGAACUUCAUCCGACAAAGCUGCGGCGACGGCGAUUGGGUUGCCACGCGGCACACACUCGCUGGGCCUAGUUCCGAGCUGCGGUACACGGAUCUGACUGGACUUGAGAGCACCAUAGAGAGGGCGUUUACAAGUGCAAGCAAACGCCUGCUCGACAUUUUCCUCGACGAGUUCAGACUGCUCGAGCAUCUACGAGCGCUCAAAGACUAUCUUAUGCUGGCACGGGGCGACUUUGUGGACCUGCUCAUGGCCUCGUUGGGUCCGAGCCUUAGUCGUCCAGCCAAUUCGUUGUUCCGACACAACCUCACCGCAUCGCUCGAGACCGCGAUUCGUGGCUCGAAUGCGCAACACGACGACGCCGAGAUCCUUCGCAGGCUUGACGCACGCAUCCUCGAGUUUAGCACGGGCGACACUGGUUGGGACACGUUCACGCUCGAGUACAAGCUGGAUUCGCCGGUCAACACGGUGCUUGACAAUCAGGCUAUGGUCGGGUACCAGACCAUCUUUACGCAUCUGUGGAAGAUCAAGCGGGUGGAGCUUGCGCUCAAUUCGAGCUGGCUUCGACUGCACGAGACUGGCACUUCGUUGUGCAGGAUCAAGCGAGGCGGCGGCAACGCAGUGUUGGUGGACUUGCGACGCGAGUCGCAACGGUCGAUGCUGAUGCUUUCCGAGAUGAUCCACUUUAUCCGACAGAUGCAGGGCUUCGCACAGCUCGAGGUGAUCGAAUACUCGUGGAACGAUCUGUUGACCUUCUUCUCGAGGCGACAAGGCGAUCUGGACGAGCUCAUUGAAAGUCACCGCGCCUACCUGAACGCAUUGAUUGGCAAGGUGCUGCUGCGCGGCGGCAAGAAGGGAUCACAGGACUACUUGGCGGGCGAACUUCGGGCGCAGUUUGAUUCGAUCCUAGCCUUUACGGUUGCUGCGGACGACCUGACCCACCUGAGCACGCGGGAAUUGGCGCGAUUCGACAUGGAACGCGGACACGUUUCGGUGCCAACCGAGCGUGGAGCCCGGUCGCGAACCGUGUCGACGACGGCGGCAGCGGCAGCAGCGGCAGCGUCGGCUGCAAGCGCUCUGUCGCUUGCCCCGAGCGAUCCAGCCGAGCUUGCGCGUAUCAGCAAGCGCUUACACGAGACGUCGGGAGCGUUCCAAGAGAGGAUGGUGUUGAUCGUCGGGGCGCUGGAGAAGCACGCGAACUUGACUGUGCGCGAUCUAGCGGUGAGGCUCAACUUCAACGGCCGAUAUGAAGUGGGAACGCAUCGAGCGGGCGGCGCGGCCAACGCCUCAACGAUUGCGGGUGGCACUGUGCAAGGACGCAAGAAGGAGGUUGCCACCGCUCCGUUGGCAGCUGCUGCAUCGUGA
Pseudozyma hubeiensis SY62 is the source of this 3087-nucleotide messenger RNA. RefSeq lists its product as hypothetical. The transcript has a single exon. Bases 1 to 3087 code for a protein of 1028 amino acids. Gene Ontology annotation, molecular function: gamma-tubulin binding; microtubule minus-end binding. NCBI's taxonomy places the organism in Eukaryota, Fungi, Basidiomycota, Ustilaginomycetes, Ustilaginales, Ustilaginaceae. Gene Ontology annotation, cellular component: gamma-tubulin small complex; centrosome; equatorial microtubule organizing center. The record is from RefSeq and is a predicted model, not a curated record. Gene Ontology annotation, biological process: spindle assembly; meiotic cell cycle; microtubule nucleation.